Molecule: messenger RNA, 879 nt
Organism: Cyprinodon variegatus (sheepshead minnow)
Lineage: Eukaryota; Metazoa; Chordata; Actinopteri; Cyprinodontiformes; Cyprinodontidae
Gene: ly6pge
Product: prostate stem cell antigen-like
Exons: 3
Coding region: 24-383 (119 amino acids)
Source: RefSeq, a predicted model, not a curated record
GAGGAGCAAGGACCGGUAGCACCAUGAGAACUGUCCACUACUCUCUGCUGUUGUUGGUUUUCGUGGUCCGGUUGCCAACUUACAGUGAGGCUUUAAAGUGCUACACCUGUAUGGGCUCAAACAAUGAUGACUGUAACCGGCAAGGCUCCAAAUCCUGUCCCAGCUACUCUGAUGCCUGCGCAGUGGUGGUGGGUCAUGACAGUGGUGUGAUGAAGUCUUGUUCCUACAAGUCUUUCUGCAGCCAGGCCAGCAGUCAGGGCUACAGAGCCCCAGGAGUCAGAGUUCACUGCUGCUACAGCGACGACUGCAACGUUAAAAGCUUCGCCUCACCGCCGCUGGGACUCAGCUAUUGGCUGCUGCCCCUUCUGCUGCUUUUGCACUGACUUUGUUUUUCACAAGACAACCAGACAACCUAACCAUGCCAACAAGAAUCAAUUCAACAUAGAAAUGCCAACAAAAUGCCAAAGAGACUGCCUAUUUUCACACUUAAUGACAUUCUUCUUACCACUACUCCACUUUACUUUGGUUACAGUAUUUAUAUGAGUGCAAGGCAUCAAGAUAAUAUAUGGAUCAAUGUUCAUAAACUGUUUCAUAUUAAAUCUGUCAAUUGGCCGUAUCUUGAAUCGGCUUUCAUUAGAAGCAACUAGAAAUUGUCCAGAGUGAGAUUCAUACAGGUUGAUAAUGUUAAGUAAAAACAUCACAGUAUCCUUUUAUUUGCAUAGAAAUGUUAAAGAACAUUCAAUUACAUAAUCUUGCAAUCAUUGAUGGGACCUUCAUAUGGUGAUGUAGCCGCUGUUGUAAAGAAAAACAAAGGUCUGGAGCAUGCCCUGGAAAUAUAUUGUUAAUAUAUUUGAUGUUUGGGGUCCAGCGUCGGGUUUA